ACUCAACUACAUUAUUACUUUCAUUAUUGUUAUCUACAUUUAUAUGCGCAUAUGCUGAAGAAAUUAAAGAAAAGAAGAAAAUAUCUUUAUCUGAAGUUGCUCUGCAUAACCGAAAGGAAGUUGGGGUUUGGGUUAUCUACAACCAAAAAGUUUUCGACAUCACAAACUUUAUAGAUAAUCAUCCGGGGGGAGAUAAGAUUCUUCUUGCUGCCGGCCAAAACGUAGAACCAUACUGGGAUCUUUAUGCUUUUCAUAAAAAGGAUGAUAUUUUGGAUAUCUUGGAACAAUACUACAUUGGUGAACUUGAUGAGGCUACCGAAACAUAA
Protopolystoma xenopodis is the source of this 326-nucleotide messenger RNA. The record is from the annotation of a GenBank genome assembly. Lineage: Eukaryota; Metazoa; Platyhelminthes; Monogenea; Polystomatidea; Polystomatidae.